This is a messenger RNA of Trichosurus vulpecula (common brushtail), 19620 nucleotides long. RefSeq names its product epiplakin 1 (gene EPPK1). The record is from RefSeq and is a predicted model, not a curated record. Gene Ontology annotation, cellular component: keratin filament; cytoplasm; cytoskeleton. Gene Ontology annotation, molecular function: keratin filament binding; structural molecule activity. Gene Ontology annotation, biological process: intermediate filament bundle assembly; wound healing. NCBI's taxonomy places the organism in Eukaryota, Metazoa, Chordata, Mammalia, Diprotodontia, Phalangeridae.
AUGAAUGGAGAUUCAGCGGUUUCUGUGAAUGGCACUGGAACACUUCAAGCCCCCAGGGCUCUGAAGACCAUGCCUAAGGCUGUCCCUCCUGAACCCAGGAUGGAGUUUCCUAUGACUUCCCAUAAUGAGGAGACCUAUCCCCAGCAGAGAGGCCCCAUUGCUGGGGUGUACUUGGAGGCCUUGGCCCAGCCCCUGAGUCUUUAUGAAGCUGUACAGCGGGGCCUUCUCCCAGCCAAGGUGGGACUGGCUCUUCUUGAAGCCCAGGCAGCUACUGGGGGCCUCAUCGACCCCACUCAAGGUCAGCUGCUCCCUGUGGCUGAGGCUGUGAGACAAGGACUGGUAGGCCUGGAGCUGAAAGAGAAAUUGCUCACAGCUGAGAGAGCCCUCACUGGCUACCCUGAUCCCUAUGGGCCAGGGAAGCUGCCCCUCUUCCAGGCUCUCCACAAGGAAGUUGUGGCCAGGAAUUCUGGCCUGAGUUGGUUGGAAGCCCAGCUGGCCACAGGUGGCAUAAUAGACCCUGCAGAGGGAGGUCGUGUCCCGCUGGAAUUGGCCUACCAGAGGGGCCUCCUGGAUGAGGAGACAGGCCACAGCCUGUCCAACCCCACAGUUGAUGGACCCCAGGCCUUCUCUGACCCCAAUACACAAGAGCCCCUCACCUACCAAGAGCUUAGGAGCAGGUGUGUGCUGAGCCCUGCCACAGGGCUGGCCCUGCUCCCACUCAAGGUCACUUUCCAGGCCCUGGGAGGGAUGGUGAGCAGUGAACAGCUUCUGGAGGCUGGCAUCCUGCCCAGAGAGGUAUAUGAGGACCUGAGGGAGGGGAGGCUGCUUGUAUCUGAGGUGAGAGCCCGUGAAGAAGUACAGCGUUAUUUGGAGGGAACAGGCAGUGUGGUUGGGGUCCUCGUGCUGUCCACAGGCCAGAGAAGGAGCAUCUACCAGGCCCUGAUGGAGCACCUCCUUCCCCCGGGCACUGCACUUGCCCUGCUCCAGGCUCAGGCUGCUACCUGCUCCCUCAUGGACCCUGCCAGUGAAAAGAAACUGGGGCUGGAUGAAGCUGUUAGGGCUGGACUCGUGGGGCCUGAAUUCCGGGAGAAACUCUUGGUAGCAGAGCGGGCAGUGACUGGGUACCCAGAUCCCUUCAGCAGGGGUCUCAUCCCCCUCUUUCAAGCCAUGAGAAAGGGGCUGGUACAGAAGGAGCUGGCACUACGGCUCCUAGAGGCUCAGCUGGCCACAGGGGGCAUUGUGGAUCCUGUUAGGAAACUCCGGCUGCCACUGGAGACAGCCUUCCAAUGGAACUGUCUGGAUAAGGAGACUUUUGCCAGUCUCUCCCAACCUACUGGCUUUUUUGACCCCAACACCCAGGAGAACCUCACCUAUGCGCAACUGCUAGUCCACUGUGUCACUGAUCCAGAGACUGGCUCCGUCUUCCUGCCCCUUGUGGGAGGAGAUCACACAGGGCACUCAGAGGGACACUGGUUCAUUGACCAUGCCACCCAGGAGGGCCUGAGGAAGGCCACAGUACUUGCUACAUCAGGAAAGCUCAAAGGACAAAGGGUGUCUCUCUGGAAGCUGCUCUUCUCGGAAGUCAUCCCAGCAGAACAGAGAGCCGCUCUGGCCCAUCAGUACCGGGAGGGAGCCCUCUCAACAGAGAUGCUGGCAUCCCAACUCAGCACCACCAUCGACCAGGCUGUCGCUGCCUCGCGCAUCACCUUCAAAGGUCUGAGGGAUCAUGUGACACCAAGGGAGCUUCUUAAGUCAGAGAUCAUCAAUAGGGACCUAUAUGAGAAGCUAGAGCAGGGACAGACAACAGCACAGGAUGUGGGAGGCCUUGACUCUGUCAGGAAGUACCUGCAAGGGACAGGAUGCAUCAGUGGCCUGCUCCUGCCCGACUCCCAGGAGAAGAUCAGUAUCUAUGAGGCCAGAAGGAAGGGCUACCUGAGACCGGGGACUUCCCUCAUCCUUCUGGAGGCCCAGGCAGCCACAGGUUUUGUUAUCGACCCAAAGGAAAACAAGAGAUACUCUGUAGAGGAUGCCCUCCGGGCCAAUGUCAUUGGACCUGAUGUUUAUGAAAAGCUACUGUCAGCCGAGAAAGCAGUGACAGGUUACACGGACCCAUACACAGGAGAUAGGCUCUCCUUGUUCCAGGCCAUGAACAAAGACCUCAUUGUUAGGGACCACGGCAUCCGCUUACUGGAGGCCCAGAUUGCCACAGGUGGUAUCAUCGACCCCGUGCACAGCCACCGGGUUCCUGUUGAGGUGGCCUACAAGCGUGGCUACUUUGACCGGACAAUGAACCUGAUCUUAUCUGACCCCUCAGAUGAUACCAGGGGAUUCUUUGACCCCAAUACACACGAGAAUCUCACCUACCUGCAGCUGUUGGAAAAGUGUGUGACUGAGCCAGCCACUGGUCUUUGUCUCUUGCCACUCAAUAGCCGGAAGCCUCAGCUGGUGAAUGAAACCACCCGACAGGCUUUCCAGAGCUCCCUCCUGCUGGUGAAGUACGGCAGGUUCAAAGGUCAGAGGGUCUCCAUCUGGGACCUGAUUAACUCCGAGUACUUCAGUGAGGGCCAGAGGAGGGAGAUUCUGACCCACUACAGGCUGCAGAAGGUAACCCUGCAGCAGAUUGUACAGAGAUUAGAGGAAGAGAUGAAAAAGUGGGCGGGCAUCACCCUGCCGACUCUCCGGGGCCGCGUCACUGCCUACCAGCUCCUGGAGUCUCACAUCAUUGACCGUGACCUCCUAGAGAAGGUCCUGGAAGGGAGCGUGAGCCCUGAGGAGCUCCUGAAGGUGGAGUCAGUCCGCAGGUACCUCCAUGGCUCGGGUACCAUUGGGGGAGUCCUCCUGCAGCCUUCUAACCAGAGGCUUAGUCUCUACGAAGCCAUGAAACAGAAACUGUUGGGACCUGGAGUGGCUCUUCCUCUCCUUGAAGCCCAAGCUGCAACUGGCUCCAUCAUCGACCCUGUGACCAAUGAGAAACUCUCUGUGGAUGAUGCUGUGCGAAAGGGAUUGGUGGGGCCAGAGCUCCAUGAGAAGCUCCAUUAUGCUGAGGAGGCAGUGACGGGCUUCACAGACCCCUUUACAGGUGAGAAGGUUUCCCUUUUCCAGGCCAUGAAGAAAGGUCUGGUCCCUUCUCAGCAGGCCGUUCAGCUCCUAGAGGCCCAGGUAGCUACAGGGGGCAUCAUUGACCCCACCAGCCACCAUCAUGUCCCCAUGGAAGUGGCCGCCCAGCGGGGUUACAUUGAUGAGGAGAUGGAGAGGACCCUUUCUGGAGCCUCCCCUGCCGCCAUCCAAACGUUCUCUACAGUGGACGGGAGUGAGAGCCUCAGCUACGCCCAGCUUAUGGAGAACUGCCGACAGGACAUGGCUUCUGGCUGUCAUCUGCUGCCCCUGCCCCAAACAGCUGCCCCCAUUUCCACAGAUGAGCAAAUUCAACAGAUCUUCCAGGGCACACCAGUGACUGAGAAGAAUAUCUCCCUCUGGGACCUGCUGUGCUCUGGGCACUUCACUGAGGAACACAGGGCAGCCUUCUUGGAAGACUUCCGGCUGGGGAAGAUGAUGGCCCAGGAAAUCGUAGCUGCUGCUCUCAGGCAAGUAAGAGAGGCUGAGCUGCAGGCUCAGACCCACAUCAUGCUACCAGGCCUACGGGGGGGUGUUCCUGCUGCCUGGCUGCUGGACACAGGAAUAAUUGACCUAGAGACACUGGAGGGACUGGUCCAAGGGAUACAGUCACCAAGCCAGGUUGCCAAGAGACCAGAGGUGAAGCGGUACCUACAGGGAACAGGAUGCAUUGCUGGGGUCCAGGUGGAAGGAUCCAAGGCCAAGAUGAGCAUCUACCAGGCCAUGAAAAGCAACUUGCUUCCCCCUGGCCUGGGGCUGAGGCUGCUGCAGGCCCAGCUGGCUGCAGGCUCACUUGUUGACCCACAGAACAACAGGAUGCUGUCUGUGGAAGAAGCAGUCAAGACCGGUGUGAUUGGGGGAGAGCUGAGUGAGCAGCUCACUCAGAUAGAGCAAGGAGCAACUGGCUAUAGUGAUCCCUACACAGGCAACACCAUCUCAGUUUGGCAGGCCAUGGGCAAGGGGCUCAUUGACCAGAGUGAGGGCUUCCUCCUUCUGCAGGUGCAGCUGGCUACAGGGGGCAUCAUAGACCCUAUCCACCACCUGCAUCUACCCCUGCCAGCUGCCUGCAGGCUUGGCUUCUUAGAUGAGGAGACAGGUCAGCUUCUAGGCAAGACCACUGGAGAUAAGAAAUUUUUCUUUGACCCUAACACCCGUGAUAAGUUGACAUACCAGGAGUUAAAGGACAGGUGCAUCUUGGACUCUGAGACGAGCCUGUGGCUGCUCCCACUUUCCCAAAGUGUGGCAUUGGAUGUAGAUGACCACACCAUCAUGGCUCUGAAAGCCAUGACAGUCCCCGUCAAGGUGGGGAGGUUCAAAGGCCAAACCAUGUCACUAUGGGACCUACUCCACUCUGAGUAUGUUAGUGCUGACAAGCAGAAGGAGUUAGUAAACCUGGGUCGCUCAGGAAGGGCUGCAGCCCUACGCCAGGUGGUCACAGAUGUCACUGCCCUCAUUGAGGAGACAGAGAAGAAGGCCAAGCAGAUCACGUUCCCUGGCCUCAGGAAGCAGGUGUCGGCCAAUGACCUGUUCAGAUCCCAGCUGAUUGACAAGAAAACACUGGAUGACCUGAACCAGGGGAAAAAAACAGUGCAUGAAGUAGCUGAGAUGGAGGGUGUGAAGCAGUUUUUGAAGGGGAGCAACUUCAUAGCUGGAGUCCUCAUCCAAGGCACAAAGGAGAGACUGAGCAUCUAUGAUGCCAUGCGGAGGCACAUACUGAGGCCCGGCACGGCCCUGGUGCUGCUAGAGGCCCAGGCUGCCACUGGCUUCAUCAUCGACCCCGUACAGAACAAGAAGAUGUCUGUAGAGCAAGCAUUAUCAGCUGGACUAAUUGGAAGGGAAGUGUACGAGAAACUUCUGAGUGCUGAGAAGGCAGUGACUGGUUACGUUGAACCCUACACCAAUAAACAAAUUUCCCUUUUUGAAGCCAUGAACAAAGGACUCAUCUUAAAGUCCCAUGCCAUCCGCCUUUUAGAGGCCCAGAUCGCUACGGGUGGCAUCAUUGACCCUGUGCACAGCCACCGUGUGCCUGUGGAGGUGGCCUACCAGCGUGGCUACUUUGAUGAGGAGAUGAACCAGAUCCUGUCGGACCCCUCGGAUGACACCAAGGGCUUCUUUGACCCCAACACCCACGAGAACCUCACUUACCUGCAGCUAUUGGAGAGGUGUAUUCAAGAGACAGAGACUGGGCUCUAUAUGUUGCAGAUAGUACAGAAAGGAGAAAGUUACAUUUACAUAGAUGAGGCCACAAAAGAGUUACUGCAGUCCAGGACCACCAAAGUGCUCAUCGGAAAAUUUGCCAAUCAGACUGUUUCCAUCUGGGACUUGCUUUCGUCACCAUAUUUCACGCAGCAAAAAAAGAGAGAUCUGGUCAGACAGUUCAAAUCAAAGAAUCUGCAUGUGGAGCAACUUUUAGAAAUUGUCAUGAACACGAUUGAGGAAACUGAGAAACAGAACCAAGCAAUUAAGGUGAAAGGAAUUCACGGGGAUGUGACGGCUGCUGAGCUGUUCAACUGUGGGAUCAUUGAUGAGAAAAUCCUCACUGGACUUCCAAAGGGAAAAAAGGCAGCAGAAAAACUUAGCCAACUCAAAGCAGUGAAAAGAUACAUGGAAGGGACAGGCUGCAUUGCUGGGGUGUUGAUGCCGUCAACAAAGGAGAAAAUAUGCAUCUAUGAGGCUAUGAAGAGAUCAGUGAUACCCGGGCCAAUUGGGAUGCAGCUUCUACAGGCUCAGGCUGCCACAGGCUUCAUCAUCAACCCUCUGCAGAACCAGAGACUGUCUGUGAAUGAAGCUGUGGCAGCAGGUGUGGUAGGUGAGGAGAUACUGGAGGACCUCCAAGAUGCAGAGAAGGCUGUCAUUGGCUAUCACGACCCAGACACAGGUGAGCGGAUCUCCCUCUACAAGGCCAUGAAGAAAGGUCUGGUAGAAAAAGAAGAAGCAAUGAGAAUGCUUGAGGCACAAGUGGCCACAGGCGGGGUAAUUGACCCGAGACAGGGACACCGCCUCCCUGUGGAUGUGGCAUACCAGCGUGGGUGCUUAGAGCCUGAAACAUACAGCUUACUGUCAAAUACGAAACAUGGGAGCAAAAGGUUCCAGGAUCCUAAUACACAUGAAAAGGUGAAUUAUGCAGAACUCCACGCAAGGUGUACGAAAGACGAAAAAACAGGAUUAGUUCUGCUUCCCAUAGUAAGGCAUGAUAAUUACAGGAAUAUUGAAGAAGUCACUGAGAAGGCACUCAAGGCAGAAAUAGUGAUGGUGGAAAAGGGAAAGUAUAAAGGAGAAAGAUUGUCAGUGUGGGACCUCCUGUGCUCUGAAUAUGUGACGGAAGAAAAGAAACGUGAACUAGUAAACAGGUAUAGGCAGGACACAUCACAAGCAUUAGAAAAUAUUGUGAAAAUAAUUUGGGAAUUAAUUGAGGAAAAAGAAAAGAAAAGAAAGGAGGUAUGGUUCAAGGGACUGAGAAAACAAGUGACAGCUUCUGAACUUUUCAAGGCUGAUAUCAUUGAUAAAGAUAUGUUGGAAGAAUUGGAGAAGGGACAAAAAAAAGUAACAGAAGUUGCUGAAAAAGAAAGAGUUAAAAAGUACCUUGAAGGGGCAAGCAGCAUUGCAGGCGUUAUGGUGCCCUCCAAAGUGGACCCGGCCAAGCUGGAGAAGAUGAGCAUCUACCAGGCCAUGUGGAAGGGCAUCCUGAGGCCCGGCACGGCGCUGGUGCUGCUGGAGGCCCAGGCCGCCACGGGCUUCGUCAUCGACCCGCUGCACAACCAGAAGCUGUCCGUGGAGGAGGCCGUGGCCGCAGGCGUGGUGGGCGGUGAGAUCCAGGAGAAGCUGCUGUCUGCGGAGAAGGCCGUCACCGGCUACACGGACCCGUACACGGGAGAGCAGAUCUCCCUCUUCCAGGCCAUGAAGAGGGACCUGAUCGUCAAGGACCACGGGGUGAGGCUGCUGGAGGCCCAGAUCGCCACGGGCGGCAUCAUCGACCCCGUGCACAGCCACCGCGUGCCCGUGGAGGUGGCCUACCAGCGCGGCUACUUUGACGAGGAGAUGAACCAGAUCCUGUCUGACCCCUCGGACGACACCAAGGGCUUCUUUGACCCCAACACCCACGAGAACCUCACCUACAUGCAGCUGCUGCGCAGGUGCGUCCACGACCCCGACACCGGCCUCUACAUGUUGCAGCUGGCGGAGAAGAGCUCCGCCGUGUCCCAGCUGAGCGAGCAGAUGCGCCGCGCCUUGCAGGCCGCCACGGUCACCGUCAACGGGGGCCUCUUCCGGGGCCAGACCGUGUCUGUGUGGGAGCUCCUGUUCUGCAGAGACGUGCCCGGAGAGGAGGCAGGCGCUGUGAGGAAAGUACGGGCGGGCACCCUGUCCAUCGAGGAGCUCACCAGUACCCUCACCAGCCUGGUGCUGGAGGCCGGGGACCAGCGUGACGCCGGCACGCGCAGCUCAAGGGAGCACACCUCCUCCCGGGAAGGCCUGCGCCCACGCAGUAGGCUGCAGGCCGCCACCAUGGAGGUGGAGGUCGGCCACUUGAGGGGGCGCAAGGUUCCCGUCUGGGACGUGCUGGUGUCCACGUACGUGACCGAGGUCACCCCCGGGAGGACCUCCUGACCAGUAUGACUCGGGGGCCCUGCCCCUGCCGGCGCUGACCGCAGGAUCACCACCAUCAUCGAAGAGGCGGAAGGGGUGCCGCAGGAGAGAGAAGCCCGUGCCAACGGGGGCUGGGGGUCUCCAGGAGGCCACAGCAGCGGUUAGCAGCAAACGCCCGCCGCCGCGGAGGAAGCUCUCGGGACCCUGAGGACCACCACGAUGGAGGUGAAGGUCGGACAGUUCAAGGGGCAGAAGGUGCCCGUGUGGGACGUGCUCUUCUCCACGUACCUGACCGAGGCCAAGAGGGAGGAGCUCUUGGCCCAGCACGCCUCUGGCGCCGUACCUGCAGCCCUCAUCGCCACCCUGACCACCAUCAUCGAGGAGACGGAGGAGAGAGCUGAGCAAGGUGUCUUUCGGGGCCUGAGGAGGCAGGUGUCGGCCUCGGAGCCGCACUCCAACAUCCUGGGCCUGGACAUGCUGCGGGACCUGGCCAGGGCACCAAGAGCCUGCAGGAGAUCACGGAGAUGGACUUCAGUCAAGAGGUACCUGGAGGGGACCAGCUGCAUCGCGGGCGUCCUGGUGCUCCAAGGCGGACCCGGCCAAGCUGGAGAGAUGAGCAUCUACCAGGCCAUGUGGAAGGGCAUCCUGAGGCCCGGCACGGCGCUGGUGCUGCUGGAGGCCCAGGCCGCCACGGGCUUCGUCAUCGACCCGCUGCACAACCAGAAGCUGUACGUGGAGGAGGCCGUUGGCGCAGGCGUGGUGGGCGGUGAGAUCCAGGAGAAGUGCUGCGCGGAGAAGGCCGUCACCGGCUACACGGACCCGUACACGGGAGAGCAAUCCCUCUUCCAGGCCUGAAGAGGGACCCUGAUCGUCAAGGACCACGGGGUGAGGCUGGAGGCCCAGAUCGCCACGGGCGGCAUCAUCGACCCCGUGCACAGCCACCGCGUGCUGGAGGUGGCCUACCAGCGCGGCUACUUUGACGAGGAGAUGAACCAGAUCCUGUCUGACCCCUCGGACGACACCAAGGGCUUCUUUGACCCCAACACCCACGAGAACCUCACCUAAAUGCAGAUGCUGCGCAGGUGCGUCCACGACCCCCGACACGGCCUCUACAUGUUGCAGCUGGCGGAGAAGAGCUCCGCCGUGUCCCGCUGAGCGAGCAGAUGCGCCGCGCCUUGCAGGCCGCCACGGUCACGUCACGGGGGCCUCUUCCGGGGCCAGACCGUGUCUGUGUGGGAGCUCCUGUUCUGCAGAGACGUGCCCGAGAGCAGGAGGCAGGCGCUGCUGAGGAAGUACCGGGCGGGCACCCUGUCCAUCGAGGAGCUCACCAGUACCCUCACCAGCCUGGUGCUGGAGGCCGUGGGACCAGCGUGACGCCUGCGCCCACGCAGUAGGCUGCAGGCCGCCACCAUGGAGGUGGAGGUCGGCCACUUGAGGGGGCGCAAGGUCCCCGUCUGGGACGUGCUGGUGUCCACGUACGUGACCGAGGUCACCCGGGAGGACCUCCUGACCCAGUAUGACUCGGGGGCCCUGCCCCUGCCGGCGCUGACCCGCAGGCUCACCACCAUCAUCGAAGAGGCGGAAGGGGUGCCGCAGGAGAGAGAAGCCCCAGCGGUAGCAAGCAGUGGAUGGCAGGAAGGCCAGACGGGCCCGGGAGGGGCGGAUGCAGACACGGAGAACGCCCGCCGCCGCGAGGAAGCUCUCGGGACCCUGAGGACCACCACGAUGGAGGUGAAGGUCGGACAGUUCAAGGGGCAGAAGGUGCCCGUGUGGGACGUGCUCUCCACGUACCUGACCGCGGCCAAGAGGGAGGAGCUCUUGGCCCAGCACGCCUCUGGCGCCGUGACCCUGCAGGCCCUCAUCGCCACCCUGACCACCAUCAUCGAGGAGACGGAGGAGAAGCUGAGCAAGGUGUCUUUCCGGGGCCUGAGGAGGCAGGUGUCGGCCUCGGAGCUGCGCACCUCCAACAUCCUGGGCCUGGACAUGCUGCGGGACCUGGCCCAGGGCACCAAGAGCCUGCAGGAGAUCACGGAGAUGGACUCAGUCAAGAGGUACCUGGAGGGGACCAGCUGCAUCGCGGGCGUCCUGGUGCUCCAAGGCGGACCGGCCAAGCUGGAGAAGAUGAGCAUCUACCAGGCCAUGUGGAAGGGCAUCCUGAGGCCCGGCACGGCGCUGGUGCUGCUGGAGGCCCAGGCCGCCACGGGCUUCGUCAUCGACCCGCUGCACAACCAGAAGCUCGUGGAGGAGGCCGUGGCCGCAGGCGUGGUGGGCGGUGAGAUCCAGGAGAAGCUGCUGUCUGCGGAGAAGGCCGUCACCGGCUACACGGACCCGUACACGGGAGAGCAGAUCUCCCUCUUCCAGGCCAUGAAGAGGGACCUGAUCGUCAAGGACCACGGGGUGAGGCUGCUGGAGGCCCAGAUCGCCACGGGCGGCAUCAUCGACCCCGUGCACAGCCACCGCGUGCCCGUGGAGGUGGCCUACCAGCGCGGCUACUUUGACGAGGAGAUGAACCAGAUCCUGUCUGACCCCUCGGACGACACCAAGGGCUUUGACCCCAACACCCACGAGAACCUCACCUACAUGCAGCUGCUGCGCAGGUGCGUCCACGACCCCGACACCGGCCUCUACAUGUUGCAGCUGGCGAAGAAGAGCUCCGCCGUGUCCCAGCUGAGCGAGCAGAUGCGCCGCGCCUUGCAGGCCGCCACGGUCACCGUCCACGGGGGCCUCUUCCGGGGCCAGACCGUGUCUGUGUGGGAGCUCCUGUUCUGCAGCGACGUGCCCGAGAGCAGGAGGCAGGCGCUGCUGAGGAAGUACCGGGCGGGCACCCUGUCCAUCGAGGAGCUCACCAGUACCCUCACCAGCCUGCACACCUCCUCCCGGGAAGGCCUGCGCCCACGCAGUAGGCUGCAGGCCGCCACCAUGGAGGUGGAGGUCGGCCACUUGAGGGGGCGCAAGGUCCCCGUCUGGGACGUGCUGGUGUCCACGUACGUGACCGAGGUCACCCGGGAGGACCUCCUGACCCAGUAUGACUCGGGGGCCCUGCCCCUGCCGGCGCUGACCCGCAGGCUCACCACCAUCAUCGAAGAGGCGGAAGGGGUGCCGCAGGAGAGAGAAGCCCGUGCCAACGGGGGCUGGGGGUCUCCAGGAGGCCACAGCAGCGGUAGCAGCAGUGGAUGGCAGGAAGGCCAGACGGGCCCGGGAGGGGCGGAUGCGGACACGGAGAACGCCCGCCGCCGCGAGGAAGCUCUCGGGACCCUGAGGACCACCACGAUGGAGGUGAAGGUCGGACAGUUCAAGGGGCAGAGUGCCGUGUGGGACGUGCUCUUCUCCACGUACCUGACCGAGGCCAAGAGGGAGGAGCUCUUGGCCCAGCACGCCUCUGGCGCCGUGACCCUGCAGGCCCUCAUCGCCACCCUGACCACCAUCAUCGAGGAGACGGAGGAGAAGCUGAGCAAGGUGUCUUUCCGGGGCCUGAGGAGGCAGGUGUCGGCCUCGGAGCUGCGCACCUCCAACAUCCUGGGCCUGGACAUGCUGCGGGACCUGGCCCAGGGCACCAAGAGCCUGCAGGAGAUCACGGAGAUGGACUCAGUCAAGAGGUACCUGGAGGGGACCAGCUGCAUCGCGGGCGUCCUGGUGCCCUCCAAGGCGGACCCGGCCAAGCUGGAGAAGAUGAGCAUCUACCAGGCCAUGUGGAAGGGCAUCCUGAGGCCCGGCACGGCGCUGGUGCUGCUGGAGGCCCAGGCCGCCACGGGCUUCGUCAUCGACCCGCUGCACAACCAGAAGCUGUCCGUGGAGGAGGCCGUGGCCGCAGGCGUGGUGGGCGGUGAGAUCCAGGAGAAGCUGCUGUCUGCGGAGAAGGCCGUCACCGGCUACACGGACCCGUACACGGGAGAGCAGAUCUCCCUCUUCCAGGCCAUGAAGAGGGACCUGAUCGUCAAGGACCACGGGGUGAGGCUGCUGGAGGCCCAGAUCGCCACGGGCGGCAUCAUCGACCUGCACAGCCACCGCGUGCCCGUGGAGGUGGCCUACCAGCGCGGCUACUUUGACGAGGAGAUGAACCAGAUCCUGUCUGACCCCUCGGACGACACCAAGGGCUUCUUUGACCCCAACACCCACGAGAACCUCACCUACAUGCAGCUGCUGCGCAGGUGCGUCCACGACCCCGACACCGGCCUCUACAUGUUGCAGCUGGCGGAGAAGAGCUCCGCCGUGUCCCAGCUGAGCGAGCAGAUGCGCCGCGCCUUGCAGGCCGCCACGGUCACCGUCCACGGGGUCUUCCGGGGCCAGACCGUGUCUGUGUGGGAGCUCCUGUUCUGCAGAGACGUGCCCGAGAGCAGGAGGCAGGCGCUGCUGAGGAAGUACCGGGCGGGCACCCUGUCCAUCGAGGAGCUCACCAGUACCCUCACCAGCCUGGUGCUGGAGGCCGGGGACCAGCGCCUGCGCCCACGCAGUAGGCUGCAGGCCGCCACCAUGGAGGUGGAGGUCGGCCACUUGAGGGGGCGCAAGGUCCCCGUCUGGGACGUGCUGGUGUCCACGUACGUGACCGAGGUCACCCAGGACCUCCUGACCCAGUAUGACUCGGGGGCCCUGCCCCUGCCGGCGCUGACCCGCAGGCUCACCACCAUCAUCGAAGAGGCGGAAGGGGUGCCGCAGGAGAGAGAAGCCCGUGCCAACGGGGGCUGGGGGUCUCCAGGAGGCCACAGCAGCGGUAGCAGCAGUGGAUGGCAGGAAGGCCAGACGGGCCCGGGAGGGGCGGAUGCGGACACGGAGAACGCCCGCCGCCGCGAGGAAGCUCUCGGGACCCUGAGGACCACCACGAUGGAGGUGAAGGUCGGACAGUUCAAGGGGCAGAAGGUGCCCGUGUGGGACGUGCUCUUCUCCACGUACCUGACCGAGGCCAAGAGGGAGGAGCUCUUGGCCCAGCACGCCUCUGGCGCCGUGACCCUGCAGGCCCUCAUCGCCACCCUGACCACCAUCAUCGAGGAGACGGAGGAGAAGCUGAGCAAGGUGUCUUUCCGGGGCCUGAGGAGGCAGGUGUGCUCGGAGCUGCGCACCUCCAACAUCCUGGGCCUGGACAUGCUGCGGGACCUGGCCCAGGGCACCAAGAGCCUGCAGGAGAUCACGGAGAUGGACUCAGUCAAGAGGUACCUGGAGGGGACCAGCUGCAUCGCGGGCGUCCUGGUGCCCUCCAAGGCGGACCCGGCCAAGCUGGAGAAGAUGAGCAUCUACCAGGCCAUGUGGAAGGGCAUCCUGAGGCCCGGCACGGCGCUGGUGCUGCUGGAGGCCCAGGCCGCCACGGGCUUCGUCAUCGACCCGCUGCACAACCAGAAGCUGUCCGUGGAGGAGGCCGUGGCCGCAGGCGUGGUGGGCGGUGAGAUCCAGGAGAAGCUGCUGUCUGCGGAGAAGGCCGUCACCGGCUACACGGACCCGUACACGGGAGAGCAGAUCUCCCUCUUCCAGGCCAUGAAGAGGGACCUGAUCGUCAAGGACCACGGGGUGAGGCUGCUGGAGGCCCAGAUCGCACGGGCGGCAUCAUCGGACCCCGUGCACAGCCACCGCGUGCCUGUGGAGGUGGCCUACCAGCGCGGCUACUUUGACGAGGAGAUGAACCAGAUCCUGUCUGACCCCUCGGACGACACCAAGGGCUUCUUUGACCCCAACACCCACGAGAACCUCACCUACAUGCAGCUGCUGCGCAGGUGCGUCCACGACCCCGACACCGGCCUCUACAUGUUGCAGCUGGCGGAGAAGAGCUCCGCCGUGUCCCAGACUGAUGCGAGCAGAUGCGCCGCGCUUGCAGGCGCCACGGUCACCGUCCACGGGGGCCUCUUCCGGGGCCAGGACGUGUCUGUGUGGGAGCUCCUGUUCUGCAGAGACGUGCCCGAGAGCAGGAGGCAGGCGCUUGCUGAGGAAUACCGGGCGGGCACCCUGUCCAUCGAGGAGCUCACCAGUACCCUCACCAGCCUGCACACCUCCUCCCGGGAAGGCCUGCGCCCACGCAGUAGGCUGCAGGCCGCCACCAUGGAGGUGGAGGUCGGCCACUUGAGGGGCAAGGUCCCCGUCUGGGACGUGCUGGUGUCCACGUACGUGACCGAGGUCACCCGGGAGGACCUCCUGACCCAGUAUGACUCGGGGGCCCUGCCCCUGCCGGCGCUGCCCCGCAGGCUCACCACCAUCAUCGAAGAGGCGGAAGGGGUGCCGCAGGAGAGAGAAGCCCGUGCAACGGGGGCUGGGGGCCAGACGGGCCCGGGAGGGGCGGAUGCGGACACGGAGAACGCCCGCCGCCGCGAGGAAGCUCUCGGGACCCUGAGGACCACCACGAUGGAGGUGAAGGUCGGACAGUUCAAGGGGCAGAAGGUGCCCGUGUGGGACGUGCUCUUCUCCACGUACCUGACCGAGGCCAAGAGGGAGGAGCUCUUGGCCCAGCACGCCUCUGGCGCCGUGACCCUGCAGGCCCUCAUCGCCACCCUGACCACCAUCAUCGAGGAGACGGAGGAGAAGCUGAGCAAGGUGUCUUUCCGGGGCCUGAGGAGGCAGGUGUCGGCCUCGGAGCUGCGCACCUCCAACAUCCUGGGCCUGGACAUGCUGCGGGACCUGGCCCAGGGCACCAAGAGCCUGCAGGAGAUCACGGAGAUGGACUCAGUCAAGAGGGUCCCUGGAGGGGACCAGCUGCAUCGCGGGCGUCCUGGUGCCUCCAAGGCGGACCCGGCCAAGCUGGAGAAGAUGAGCAUCUACCAGGCCAUGUGGAAGGGCAUCCUGAGGCGCACGGCGCUGGUGCUGCUGGAGGCCCAGGCCGCCACGGGCUUCGUCAUCGACCCGAUGCACAACCAGAAGCUGUCCGUGGAGGAGGCCGUGGCCGCAGGCGUGGUGGGCGGUGAGAUCCAGGAGAAGCUGCUGUCUGCGGAGAAGGCCGUCACCGGCUACACGGACCCGUACACGGGAGAGCAGAUCUCCCUCUUCCAGGCCAUGAAGAGGGACCUGAUCGUCAAGGACCACGGGGUGAGGCUGCUGGAGGCCCAGAUCGCCACGGGCGGCAUCAUCGACCCCGUGCACAGCCACCGCGUGCCCGUGGAGGUGGCCUACCAGCGCGGCUACUUUGACGAGGAGAUGAAGAUCCUGUCUGACCCCUCGGACGACACCAAGGGCUUCUUUGACCCCAACACCCACGAGAACCUCACCUACAUGCAGCUGCUGCGCAGGUGCGUCCACGACCCCGACACCGGCCUCUACAUGUUGCAGCUGGCGGAGAAGAGCUCCGCCGUGUCCCAGCUGAGCGAGCAGAUGCGCCGCGCCUUGCAGGCCGCCACGGUCACCGUCCACGGGGGCCUCUUCCGGGGCCAGACCGUGUCUGUGUGGGAGCUCCUGUUCUGCAGAGACGUGCCCGAGAGCAGGAGGCAGGCGCUGCUGAGGAAGUACCGGGCGGGCACCCUGUCCAUCGAGGAGCUCACCAGUACCCUCACCAGCCUGGUGCUGGAGGCCGGGGACCAGCGCCUGCGCCCACGCAGUAGGCUGCAGGCCGCCACCAUGGAGGUGGAGGUCGGCCACUUGAGGGGGCGCAAGGUCCCCGUCUGGGACGUGCUGGUGUCCACGUACGUGACCGAGGUCACCCGGGAGGACCUCCUGACCCAGUAUGACUCGGGGGCCCUGCCCCUGCCGGCGCUGACCCGCAGGCUCACCACCAUCAUCGAAGAGGCGGAAGGGGUGCCGCAGGAGAGAGAAGCCCGUGCCAACGGGGGCUGGGGCCAGACGGGCCCGGGAGGGGCGGAUGCGGACACGGAGAACGCCCGCCGCCGCGAGGAAGCUCUCGGGACCCUGAGGACCACCACGAUGGAGGUGAAGGUCGGACAGUUCAAGGGGCAGAAGGUGCCCGUGUGGGACGUGCUCUUCUCCACGUACCUGACCGAGGCCAAGAGGGAGGAGCUCUUGGCCCAGCACGCCUCUGGCGCCGUGACCCUGCAGGCCCUCAUCGCCACCCUGACCACCAUCAUCGAGGAGACGGAGGAGAAGCUGAGCAAGGUGUCUUUCCGGGGCCUGAGGAGGCAGGUGUCGGCCUCGGAGCUGCGCACCUCCAACAUCCUGGGCCUGGACAUGCUGCGGGACCUGGCCCAGGGCACCAAGAGCCUGCAGGAGAUCACGGAGAUGGACUCAGUCAAGAGGUACCUGGAGGGGACCAGCUGCAUCGCGGGCGUCCUGGUGCCCUCCAAGGCGGACCCGGCCAAGCUGGAGAAGAUGAGCAUCUACCAGGCCAUGUGGAAGGGCAUCCUGAGGCCCGGCACGGCGCUGGUGCUGCUGGAGGCCCAGGCCGCCACGGGCUUCGUCAUCGACCCGCUGCACAACCAGAAGCUGUCCGUGGAGGAGGCCGUGGCCGCAGGCGUGGUGGGCGGUGAGAUCCAGGAGAAGCUGCUGUCUGCGGAGAAGGCCGUCACCGGCUACACGGACCCGUACACGGGAGAGCAGAUCUCCCUCUUCCAGGCCAUGAAGAGGGACCUGAUCGUCAAGGACCACGGGGUGAGGCUGCUGGAGGCCCAGAUCGCGGGCGGCAUCAUCGACCCCGUGCACAGCCACCGCGUGCCCGUGGAGGUGGCCUACCAGCGCGGCUACUUUGACGAGGAGAUGAACCAGAUCCUGUCUGACCCCUCGGACGACACCAAGGGCUUCUUUGACCCCAACACCCACGAGAACCUCACCUACAUGCAGCUGCUGCGCAGGUGCGUCCACGACCCCGACACCGGCCUCUACAUGUUGCAGCUGGCGGAGAAGAGCUCCGCCGUGUCCCAGCUGAGCGAGCAGAUGCGCCGCGCCUUGCAGGCCGCCACGGUCACCGUCCACGGGGGCCUCUUCCGGGGCCAGACCGUGUCUGUGUGGGAGCUCCUGUUCUGCAGAGACGUGCCCGAGAGCAGGAGGCAGGCGCUGCUGAGGAAGUACCGGGCGGGCACCCUGUCCAUCGAGGAGCUCACCAGUACCCUCACCAGCCUGGUGCUGGAGGCCGGGGACCAGCGCCUGCGCCCACGCAGUAGGCUGCAGGCCGCCACCAUGGAGGUGGAGGUCGGCCACUUGAGGGGGCGCAAGGUCCCCGUCUGGGACGUGCUGGUGUCCACGUACGACCGAGGUCACCGGGAGGACCUCCUGACCCAGUAUGACUCGGGGGCCCUGCCCCUGCCGGCGCUGACCCGCAGGCUCACCACCAUCAUCGAAGAGGCGGAAGGGGUGCCGCAGGAGAGAGAAGCCCGUGCCAACGGGGGCUGGGGGUCUCCAGGAGGCCACAGCAGCGGUAGCAGCAGUGGAUGGCAGGAAGGCCAGACGGGCCCGGGAGGGGCGGAUGCGGACACGGAGAACGCCCGCCGCCGCGAGGAAGCUCUCGGGACCCUGAGGACCACCACGAUGGAGGUGAAGGUCGGACAGUUCAAGGGGCAGAAGGUGCCCGUGUGGGACGUGCUCUUCUCCACGUACCUGACCGAGGCCAAGAGGGAGGAGCUCUUGGCCCAGCACGCCUCUGGCGCCGUGACCCUGCAGGCCCUCAUCGCCACCCUGACCACCAUCAUCGAGGAGACGGAGGAGAAGCUGAGCAAGGUGUCUUUCCGGGGCCUGAGGAGGCAGGUGUCGGCCUCGGAGCUGCGCACCUCCAACAUCCUGGGCCUGGACAUGCUGCGGGACCUGGCCCAGGGCACCAAGAGCCUGCAGGAGAUCACGGAGAUGGACUCAGUCAAGAGGUACCUGGAGGGGACCAGCUGCAUCGCGGGCGUCCUGGUGCCCUCCAAGGCGGACCCGGCCAAGCUGGAGAAGAUGAGCAUCUACCAGGCCAUGUGGAAGGGCAUCCUGAGGCCCGGCACGGCGCUGGUGCUGCUGGAGGCCCAGGCCGCCACGGGCUUCGUCAUCGACCCGCUGCACAACCAGAAGCUGUCCGUGGAGGAGGCCGUGGCCGCAGGCGUGGUGGGCGGUGAGAUCCAGGAGAAGCUGCUGUCUGCGGAGAAGGCCGUCACCGGCUACACGGACCCGUACACGGGAGAGCAGAUCUCCCUCUUCCAGGCCAUGAAGAGGGACCUGAUCGUCAAGGACCACGGGGUGAGGCUGCUGGAGGCCCAGAUCGCCACGGGCGGCAUCAUCGACCCCGUGCACAGCCACCGCGUGCCCGUGGAGGUGGCCUACCAGCGCGGCUACUUUGACGAGGAGAUGAACCAGAUCCUGUCUGACCCCUCGGACGACACCAAGGGCUUCUUUGACCCCAACACCCACGAGAACCUCACCUACAUGCAGCUGCUGCGCAGGUGCGUCCACGACCCCGACACCGGCCUCUACAUGUUGCAGCUGGCGGAGAAGAGCUCCGCCGUGUCCCAGCUGAGCGAGCAGAUGCGCCGCGCCUUGCAGGCCGCCACGGUCACCGUCCACGGGGGCCUCUUCCGGGGCCAGACCGUGUCUGUGUGGGAGCUCCUGUUCUGCAGAGACGUGCCCGAGAGCAGGAGGCAGGCGCUGCUGAGGAAGUACCGGGCGGGCACCCUGUCCAUCGAGGAGCUCACCAGUACCCUCACCAGCCUGGUGCUGGAGGCCGGGGACCAGCGUGACGCCGGCACGCGCAGCUCAAGGGAGCACACCUCCUCCCGGGAAGGCCUGCGCCCACGCAGUAGGCUGCAGGCCGCCACCAUGGAGGUGGAGGUCGGCCACUUGAGGGGGCGCAAGGUCCCCGUCUGGGACGUGCUGGUGUCCACGUACGUGACCGAGGUCACCCGGGAGGACCUCCUGACCCAGUAUGACUCGGGGGCCCUGCCCCUGCCGGCGCUGACCCGCAGGCUCACCACCAUCAUCGAAGAGGCGGAAGGGGUGCCGCAGGAGAGAGAAGCCCGUGCCAACGGGGGCUGGGGGUCUCCAGGAGGCCACAGCAGCGGUAGCAGCAGUGGAUGGCAGGAAGGCCAGACGGGCCCGGGAGGGGCGGAUGCAGACACGGAGAACGCCCGCCGCCGCGAGGAAGCUCUCGGGACCCUGAGGACCACCACGAUGGAGGUGAAGGUCGGACAGUUCAAGGGGCAGAAGGUGCCCGUGUGGGACGUGCUCUUCUCCACGUACCUGACCGAGGCCAAGAGGGAGGAGCUCUUGGCCCAGCACGCCUCUGGCGCCGUGACCCUGCAGGCCCUCAUCGCCACCCUGACCACCAUCAUCGAGGAGACGGAGGAGAAGCUGAGCAAGGUGUCUUUCCGGGGCCUGAGGAGGCAGGUGUCGGCCUCGGAGCUGCGCACCUCCAACAUCCUGGGCCUGGACAUGCUGCGGGACCUGGCCCAGGGCACCAAGAGCCUGCAGGAGAUCACGGAGAUGGACUCAGUCAAGAGGUACCUGGAGGGGACCAGCUGCAUCGCGGGCGUCCUGGUGCCCUCCAAGGCGGACCCGGCCAAGCUGGAGAAGAUGAGCAUCUACCAGGCCAUGUGGAAGGGCAUCCUGAGGCCCGGCACGGCGCUGGUGCUGCUGGAGGCCCAGGCCGCCACGGGCUUCGUCAUCGACCCGCUGCACAACCAGAAGCUGUCCGUGGAGGAGGCCGUGGCCGCAGGCGUGGUGGGCGGUGAGAUCCAGGAGAAGCUGCUGUCUGCGGAGAAGGCCGUCACCGGCUACACGGACCCGUACACGGGAGAGCAGAUCUCCCUCUUCCAGGCCAUGAAGAGGGACCUGAUCGUCAAGGACCACGGGGUGAGGCUGCUGGAGGCCCAGAUCGCCACGGGCGGCAUCAUCGACCCCGUGCACAGCCACCGCGUGCCCGUGGAGGUGGCCUACCAGCGCGGCUACUUUGACGAGGAGAUGAACCAGAUCCUGUCUGACCCCUCGGACGACACCAAGGGCUUCUUUGACCCCAACACCCACGAGAACCUCACCUACAUGCAGCUCCUUCAGAGGUGUGCUUUGGAUCCUGAGACUGGCCUUUAUUUCCUUUCUCUUAAGUAA